Molecule: messenger RNA, 513 nt
Organism: Ilex paraguariensis (yerba mate)
Lineage: Eukaryota; Viridiplantae; Streptophyta; Magnoliopsida; Aquifoliales; Aquifoliaceae
Source: the annotation of a GenBank genome assembly
CGAGGGAUAUCGGGUUCUGAAACACAGCUGGCCCUCAAGGAGAGCAAGCGGUGGCACUUAUUGUCGCUUCAGACCAUUCUGUCCUAUAUAGAUGUAGCAUCGCGGGCUACCAAGAUACAUUAUAUGCCCUCACGCUCCGUCAAUUCUACAGGGACUGUUUUCCAAAACUGCAAUCUAGUGCUUCGUAAGCCGCACACUUCAAGUGCCUACAACGUAAUCUUGGCAAAUGGAAGGAGUGGCCCAGGACAGAACACUGGAUUCGCCAUUCAGAAUUGCAAGAUCACCACAGCCACUGAUUUUUCUCCAGUCAAACACUCGUACAAUUCCUAUCUUGGGAGGCCUUGGAAAGAGAAUUCGAGAUCAGUUGUAAUGCAAACCACAACAGACGAGGCAAUUGCACCGAGAGGUUGGGUGGAAUGGCCAGGGGCUGGGUGUUCCAUUCUGAGGACACUGUAUUUCGCAGAAUACUGUAAUGUUAGGCCGGGUGCUGCAACUGCCAAUAGGGUACAGUGA